UAGGAGGGUCGUUGUACGUCAUCGCUGAUGAAGCGGGACCUGACAUGUGGCCAGACUUCAAGACUUUUUGUGACAAGCUGCUGACAAAAGUUCCUCGUCUUCAUCUGUGGGCGGCAAGUUGUUUUCAUGAACAAGCACCCGCUGGAUGGCAAGUGGAAUAUUUAACCAGACCCCUCCGCUCUCCACCGGUUGUCGUCAGGGAAGUCGAGCAGAACGAGUUUAUCACCGAGCUUAAUGAUGUCCACCCGUAUAGUAAGCGAGGUGUACCCGACCACACAGACGGCCCGCCAGUCACACGACUGUAUCACCGAGGUGAGGGUCACUCAGGUCGCUGGCCAGUUGACUGUGUCACGUGCGGUCGUGAGGUGGCCAGCUUCCUACACAGUCUUCGUGAUGGUGUCACAGACAAUGUCACGACAACAUCCACGACUGUCAGCGCCACCUGCAGCGGCCAGCCACCCUGCCUGCAGUGGAGAGAUGUGUUGGUGUUGUACUGGGGUGUCGUUAGUCACAACUCUAAUGUACUGCAUGGAAUGAAAACUGAGGACAUCCCAGUGAAGGUGAUGAAGGACGAUGACAUCGAGGACGUGGCCACUGCCCGCAGUGACGUGGUGUGGGUGGCGAAUGGACAUCAUGUUCGUGGUCUGGAGAGAAAAGUCGUCGUGUGUGUGGUUGAUAAUGAUAAUGUUGAUUAUGAUAGUGUUGUUAAUGUCCGACUUCACUGCAUGUCGCGGUGUUCGGCACAACUUGUGAUUGUGUCCCCCUGAUGACUGUCCGAGUGAUCAUCACACACACACACCUGCCACCUGUUGUAGUCUUGUAGCUACACCUACGCCAAUACGUGUCUCAGGUACGGACCUUCAGUUACUGGAUGUGUCUCUCAAUCAUUGCCUCUUUGCCCUAUCAAAGCAGCCACCCAUCGUAACAAACCCUAACAAAGAAGGGCUUUCACUUUCGUUUCCGAUUUCAAAAUGGCAUGUCUUCCGAAUGUAAAAAAAAAUGAAGUUAGUAAUUAAACUUUUAUUUCAUCAGAACCUUUUUAAAGAAGUUUGAUUGCAAAUCAACAGUAGGAUUUUCUCUAAAACGUAUUGUCUUUGUUUAUAGAAAGUGCCUAUAGGUCUGUAGACAACUUUAUCGUAUAAAAACAACGUCAAAACAGAUUCUGUUGUUUUAAAAAUAAUAAUGGUGAGAAUUGUUAAAGCGUAAUAUCUCCGCCAAAGGAAACUCAGUGCCGUGAACAAGAUUCCACAACAGUAACAAAGAUGUAGAGCAAGGUCACAAAGUAGUAACAAAGAUGU
Pomacea canaliculata is the source of this 1298-nucleotide messenger RNA. RefSeq lists its product as uncharacterized. The record is from RefSeq and is a predicted model, not a curated record. NCBI's taxonomy places the organism in Eukaryota, Metazoa, Mollusca, Gastropoda, Architaenioglossa, Ampullariidae. Bases 45 to 767 code for a protein of 240 amino acids. The transcript is spliced from 3 exons.